Messenger RNA from Pocillopora damicornis (cauliflower coral), 1241 nucleotides. Its product is annotated as lipid droplet-associated hydrolase. Gene Ontology annotation, molecular function: lipase activity. The record is from RefSeq and is a predicted model, not a curated record. Gene Ontology annotation, cellular component: lipid droplet. NCBI's taxonomy places the organism in Eukaryota, Metazoa, Cnidaria, Anthozoa, Scleractinia, Pocilloporidae. Gene Ontology annotation, biological process: lipid storage.
AGGCCUUCUCUGUAGGGCAGGGUCGGUCAAAAUGGCGGCCGCCAACGAUUGCCCGGAACCGGGUAAACUCUAUAAGGAGGUCAUCACUCUUGAUGGUGUGCGGACGGUUUUAUCGAAAAUCUUACCACAGAGGAAAAUUCACAAGCACGUGAUUGUGGUAAUUCCUGGAAAUCCUGGAUUGAUAGAAUUCUAUGAUGAUUUUGUUACGUCAUUGUUUGACGCGCUUCAAGGGCAGUUGCCGGUGUUUGGAAUUUCUCAUACCGGUCAUUCUCCCAUAGAUUGCUAUCCAGUGUGUCCAGGGAAAAACUGCUCUGCUGAACAAAGCUAUGCUGCUGAGUCAUACAGAUUUCCAUUGAGCCUCGAGGAACAAAUCCUACAGAAAAAUUUAUUCUUGGAGAAGCAUAUUGCACCACAUUCUAAAAUAAUACUGAUUGGACACUCAAUGGGAGCUUAUGUUAUACUAAAUCUACUAAAAGAUUGUGAAAGAUUAUCAGAUAUCUCCAAAGCUAUUCUGUUGUUCCCAACAGUGGAACGAAUGGCAAUAUCUCCAAAUGGCAGAUUUGUGACACCUUCGGUGAUGUAUUUGAGGUGGAUAGGAAUAUUGGCAGCUGCUGCAUUCUCAUUUUUACCUCAAGUUGUGAAGAAAUGGUGUGUUCAAUGGUGGUUUAGUGACAGAAAGGGAGUAAUGCCUAGUGUUGUUGAUACUGUGAUAAAAUUCCUUACCUAUCAACCAAUGGAUUGUUCCUCUAGAAUGGCACAGGAGGAAAUGACAGAUGUGGUUCACCGUGAUGAUGAGGUAAUUGAAACAAAUUUGGAGAAACUGAUCUUCUACUAUGGAACAACUGAUAAGUGGGUCCCAGUCUCCUACUAUGAGGACAUGAAAGUGAGGUUUCCCAGAGGGGAAAUACAUUUAUGUAAAAGGAAGUUUGACCAUGCAUUUGUACUUGAAUCAUCAAAGGAAGUCGCUGAAAUGGUUGCUUCUUGGAUACAAAAGGUGGCUGCUUGAACAUUGAACCAAUAUGCUGUCUAACUCCAUAACCCCUACGAUUAGAUUAGAAAUUCUCUUUUCUGUUCGUCAUAAAUUUUCUUGUAAAUUGGAGAGAAGAAUCAGACAUUGAAGCUUUUCUGUUCUCAUCAUGUGUUUGCAGGAUAGUGUAUUGUAAUUGAGGGGAUAAUGUUUUUCUUAUUUUUUACCCAUUUAUUAAUACAAAUCACAGUAAUAACAUUUAUUUACCAAUAUA